UGGAUGAAUUGUUGUCAAAUGUCACCACUCAUCACAUUCUGAAGAAUCUUCCAGCCAGUGUAGAACUUUCCAAAAGACACAAAGCAGCUGAAACGAUGCUGAAAACCUUCGAAACCGAUAUGGUUGCUUUAUGGAUGAAUCAACAUGUACACGAUGUGGACAAUUGUCUCUUGAGAAAUUUGAUUGCUGUUUGCCCUGAGCAGCAAAAACUCAAAGUCAACAUACACCAUACCAUACCCCUUUUGAUAAGAGAAUCGGAUCUGAUGAUCAAGAUGGAUUUGCCCGUUCCUAUGGUCGCUUUGACACUGUAUACGAAGCAGGAACACUUCAGUAUUGUUCAGGAUUCUCUUCAGUUUUUGAUAAACGACUUUUUGCGAACUGUCAAGAGUGUGAAGUUAGAAAUGAGGCCUUUAUUUUUACCACAUCUUAUAAAGUUAACAGACAAGAUCAAACCAGGGCUUACCCAACUCAAUUGGGUAUCUUCGAAAUGGCAACAGUUCGUGGAAAAAGGAAACGAGGCUAUCAAGAAUUUCAAAAUUCUGACCGACAGAGUCCACGAUGUAUACGUCAACAGGGUUCUAGAAGUUCUACAGAGCAUGCAGACCAUACAGCUCCAUGCCCUGCCAGAAAUGGACGAAGAGCCCUGGAGUGUCGAAACUUUCUGCAGCAAAAUUGAUACAGUUUGUAGAUGUGCCGCAGUUGAACUUCACAAGAAGAGCUUGAUGGUUGAAGAAGCUGUGGAGGAAAUUCUCUCGCUAGUCAAAAAGGUUGAUAUAGAUCCGGAUGGAACUGCAGAGGAAGAAGAGUUUAUAUUUGAAGAGGCUGGUACCACAACUUCCCAGCAGCAGUCUGACUGGUCCUUGGUGUGGGAAUGCUUUGAAAAACCUCACAUUCUGCUUGGAGGCGGAAUGGCUAAGGCUAUGCAGGAUGUGGUGAGAGGUGCACUAGGAGAGAUGCGCAGAUACUAUAGCAGGAAAGUCAUUGACGUUCUUGUUAGAGUAACCAGAAUUUCAUUAGAUGCCUUGCGAAAAAGAUUUUCGAUCGAAGAUAAACAAGAGAGAGCUCCAGUUUUUCUACUCAAUUCCAUGCUACUGAUACCGAAAGUGGGGAUAAAACCCAACCUGGAGGAAGUGCAAGAGGUGUUGCUAUCAGCAGGAAAAAGUAUAACAUCGGUAGCAAAAGGAGUUGGACAGUGGACCGCUGGACUGUUGCAGGCACCUCCUCCGAAGAAAUCAGUGUGGAAAAAAAUUGCCGGGACCAAAUCCCAUCUAAUGGAUAUUGUAACUCGUUCCCGACAUGAUCAGAAACCCGCCAAGGGAGCCGCGAAAACGAAGGAGGAAGAUUUCAGGAUGAGGAGGAGGAAGCUGUACAGGCUUUUGACGGAGGAGAAGCUUACGUUUCCACAUCAGCAGAGGAAUUUUUAUAACCAUGUGAUGGAGAACAAGGAGGUGAUCAAAACAUUGUCGUUGUUGUCUACUUGUACUCUGGAUAUGAAACAGGACAUGAAUCAAUUUGUUUCAAGAUGGAGACCUUAUAAUAUUCUGUGGAGAAACGAAAAGACCCAAAGAGAAUUACUAAAUGCUUGUCUGACAGAGUUCGAGACGUCUUUGAGAAAGCACGAAGAACUGAAUGAGAGAUUGACAACUGAACCCGAUAUAUUUGUGAUCGCUAACUGUUUGGCCAUUUCCUCGGAAAAUUUGAAAUAUGGAUUGAUGACGGAAAUAAAGGCUUGUUCACAUAGGAUUGGACAAGCUAUGAAGAAAAAAUAUCGCCGAGAGAUGGAUUACGUAUAUGCUGUUAUAAAUGAAAUGGAAAGAAAGUUGGAACGUACUAUAAGGGACCUAGAUGAUGUUCGUUUGAUAAUGGAUACUCUGAAGAAAAUUAGGGAACAGGAAGUUGAUAUGGAGCUGAAAAUAGAACCAAUAGAGGAAGCUUUCAAUGUUCUUCACCGUUACAAGGUGACAGUUGAGCGAGAAAUAACAGAGCAGGUAGACAAUUUGCGUUACACCUGGAGCAGACUGCUUGAGAGAGCUUUGAAAGUUCAAGUCAACCUUUUGGAUAUGCAGCCACAAUUCCAGCAAGAUUUGAAGAACAACCUGAGCAAAUUCCGACAAGACAAACUCGACUAUUGCAAUGAAUAUCGUACAGCUGGACCUAUGCAGCCUGGCUUAACUCCCAGAGAAGCUUCAGACAGGUUGAUUCUCUUCCAAAACCGUUUCGAUGGAAUGUGGCGGAAGCUCCAAACUUACCAGAGUGGAGAGGAACUGUUUGGCCUACCAACUACGGACUACCCUGACAUGGCACAGAUAAGGAAAGAGCUCAACCUGCUGCAGAAGCUCUACAAACUCUAUAACGACGUCAUAGACCGCGUCAAUAGCUACUACGAUAUUCCUUGGGGGGAAGUGAACAUUGAAGAGAUCAACAAUGAACUGAUGGAGUUUCAAAAUCGAUGCCGGAAAUUGCCGAAAGGGUUGAAGGAGUGGCCAGCUUUCUUCGCCCUCAAAAGAACGAUUGAUGAUUUUAACGACAUGUGCCCUCUGCUAGAGUUGAUGGCCAAUAGAGCGAUGAAGCCGAGACACUGGCAAAGGAUAAUGGAUUCGCUGAAUCACAUAUUUGAAUUCGAAAGUGAAGGAUUUUGUUUGAAAAAUAUUCUGGAAGCGCCGCUACUACAACACAAGGAGGAUAUAGAGGAUAUAUGUAUUUCUGCGAUGAAGGAAAAGGAUAUUGAAGCCAAGCUACGACAAGUUACCAAUGAGUGGACCGUUCACGAAUUGACAUUUAUGACAUUCAAUAACAGAGGAGAACUACUUCUACGUGGAGAUACAACUGCAGAGACCAUUGGUCAACUUGAAGACAGCCUGAUGGUGUUGGGUUCCCUACUCUCCAACAGGUACAAUGCUCCUUUCAAGAAACAGAUACAGCAAUGGGUUCACGAUUUAUCUAAUACAAAUGAGAUAUUGGAGCGUUGGCUGCUUGUGCAAAAUAUGUGGGUUUACCUUGAGGCCGUUUUCGUAGGAGGUGAUAUAGCCAAGCAGUUACCGAAGGAAGCUAAGAGAUUUUCCAAGAUUGACAAGUCUUGGCAAAAAAUUAUGCAACGUGCUCAUGAAACACCAGGAGUGGUAGCUUGUUGCGUGGGUGAUGACCUCCUCAAACAGCUUUUACCACAUCUCCAAGAGCAACUGGAACUCUGUCAAAAGUCUCUCAGUGGUUACUUGGAGAGAAAGCGUAUGAUGUUCCCUCGGUUCUUCUUCGUGUCCGAUCCCGCCUUGUUAGAAAUCCUUGGCCAAGCCUCUGACUCGCACACCAUACAAAAUCACUUGCUCUCGAUCUUCGACAAUACCCGAUGGGUAAAGUUUCACGACAUAGAAUAUAAUAAAAUCACAGCAAUCAUAUCAUCUGAGGGGGAAACGAUUCCGUUGGAGAAGGCAGUCAGAGCGGAAGGUAGCGUUGAAACCUGGCUGACUCAGUUGUUGGUAACUUCUCAGAUGUCCCUGCACUCCAUCAUCAGACAGGCUUUUAUCAUGAUCAAUGAUGCCAACUUCCAUUUGCUGCAGUUUUUGGAUAAAAUGCCAGCCCAGGUUGGUUUACUGGGUUUGCAAAUGAUCUGGACCAGAGAUUCAGAACUUGCAUUGAUGCAAGCGAGACAUGAUAAGAAAGUGAUGCCCGAUACUAACAAUAAGUUCUUGGAACUCCUGAAUACACUCAUUGAUCAAACUACCAGGGAUUUGAGUAAAAUAGAAAGGACUAAAUUUGAAACCCUUAUAACCAUCCACGUUCAUCAGAGAGAUAUAUUCGAUAUUCUGUGUCGGCUCAAUGUGAGGCACGUCAACGAUUUCGAAUGGCUAAAACAGUGCAGAUUUUAUUUCAAAGAGGAACAAGACAAAACUCUCAUCGUUAUAACUGAUGUCAAUUUCUCAUAUCAAAACGAAUAUUUGGGUUGCACAGAUAGAUUGGUGAUAACUCCGCUAACUGACAGAUGUUAUAUCACGCUGGCUCAAGCUCUAGCCAUGAGCAUGGGAGGAGCUCCAUGUGGACCAGCUGGUACGGGAAAAACAGAAACUGUGAAGGAUAUGGGAAAAACUUUGGCUAAAUAUGUGGUUGUAUUCAAUUGUUCUGAUCAAAUGGACUAUCGAGGCCUGGGACGAAUAUACAAAGGUCUUGCUCAGUCAGGAUCUUGGGGCUGUUUUGACGAAUUCAAUCGGAUAGAAUUACCAGUUCUCUCAGUAGCGGCUCAACAGGUUGCUGUAGUACUAGCUAGCAAAAAGGAGAAGAAGAAAAGUUUUCAAUUCACAGAUGGCGACAUUAUCGAAAUGUGUCCCGAAUUUGGAAUAUUCAUAACUAUGAAUCCAGGCUAUGCAGGACGAAAAGAACUUCCCGAAAAUUUGAAAAUUCAAUUCAGGACAGUUGCAAUGAUGGUCCCCGAUCGCCAAAUCAUCAUCAGAGUCAAGCUGGCCAGCUGUGGUUUUCUGGAGAAUAUAACUCUUGCAAGAAAGUUUUAUACGCUUUACAAACUGUGUGAGGAACAAUUAACAAAACAGGUUCACUACGACUUUGGCUUGAGGAACAUUCUUUCUGUAUUACGCAGUCUUGGUGCUUCUAAAAGAGUCAACAACAAAGAUACAGAGAGUACAAUCGUCAUGAGGGUUCUCAGAGAUAUGAAUCUUUCAAAACUGAUAGAUGAGGAUGAGCCUCUUUUCAUUUCACUGGUUGCUGAUCUUUUUCCAAAUCAGGCUCUGGAAAAAACAGCCUACCCAGAGCUAGAGGAAGCUAUUAAUACCCAGGUUGAAGAAGCUGGUCUAGUAAACCACCCAUCGUGGUCUUUGAAAUUAAUACAGUUAUAUGAAACACAAAGAGUCAGGCACGGCAUAAUGACUCUGGGUCCAACAGGAGCAGGAAAAACUACAUGCAUACAAAUCCUAAUGAAAUCUUUAACUCAAAUGGGCGAAUCUCACAGAGAGAUGAGAAUGAAUCCGAAAGCAAUCACAGCUGCUCAAAUGUUUGGUAGACUAGAUGUGGCUACAAACGACUGGACAGAUGGAAUAUUUUCCGCUCUGUGGCGAAAAACUCUGAAACUGAAACCUGGUGACCACGUUUGGUUAGUACUAGACGGCCCAGUGGACAGCAUUUGGAUCGAAAACUUAAACUCUGUCCUGGACGAUAAUAAAACGCUCACGUUAGCCAACGGAGACAGGCUCUCGAUGGCUCCCACAUGCAAAAUAAUCUUCGAACCUCACAACAUCGACAACGCUUCACCUGCCACCGUUUCCAGAAAUGGCAUGGUUUACAUGAGUUCCUCUGGAUUGACUUGGAGGCCGGUGAUCAAAGCUUGGCUCAAAGGAAGAAGCCCAAGAGAACAGGAUAUUUUCAAUAAUCUCUUUGAUGAAUCAUUCUCGAAGAUGUAUAGUUGGGGAACUCAGAAUUUGACGAUGGUGAUUGAAGUGCUGCAGUGUAAUAUUUCCCUGCAGAUACUUAAACUAUUAGAAGGUCUUGUUCCACUACAAGUAGUAGAAGAGGAUAUAUCAGCCGCUAAGUCGGAUGCUGGUGACUUGGACGAUGAUCUACUGGAAGAAACCGAAAAAAUUGAAGAAAACAAAAUUCUAAGCAAUGAACACUUAGCUAAGCUUUACGUUUUUGCCUUGGUUUGGGGAAUGGGAGCCUACCUAGAAGCGGACGAUCGACUCAAGUAUGACGUUUUCAUGAAAGAGUCUCUGAGAUUCUUAGAUUUACCUAAAAAUGACAGAAAAAACGUUGGGGCAACUGUCUUCGACUAUGUUGUGAACUCUGAUGGAGAAUGGGUUCCUUGGAGUUCCAUGGUUACAAAUUACGUAUAUCCAGAAACUGCCACUCCAGAAUUUGCUUCCAUAUUGAUUCCAAUUCCUGAUAACGUCAGAAUAAAUUACCUGAUUGAUACCAUUGCUCGUCAAGAAAAAGCUGUCCUACUCAUUGGAGAACAAGGUACCGCAAAAACCAUCAUGAUGAAGUCCUACAUGAAAAAAGCAAACCCAGAAGUCUAUCUGAAUAGGGCUUUCAAUUUCUCCAGUGCCACAAGUCCCUAUCAGUUCCAAAAAACACUCGAGAGUUACGUAGAAAAGCGAAUGGGAAACACUUUCGGCCCUCCCAAUGGAAAGAAAAUGCUAGUGUUCGUUGAUGAUAUAAACCUGCCAGAGAUAAAUUGUUGGGGAGAUCAGAUAACGAAUGAAAUCGUGAGGCAGGCCAUGGACAUGGGUGGUUUCUACAGCUUGGAAAAACCAGGCGAAUUCACAACAAUCACUGACCUACAGUUUGUAGCUGCGAUGGGGCAACCAGGAGGCGGAAGAAAUGAUAUUCCUUCAAGACUGAAGAGGCAGUUCUGCAUGUUCAAUUGCCCAUUACCGACAGAUAGCUCUAUCGACAGAAUAUUCGGUGUUAUCGCUCAAGGGCACUAUAAUAUCAAAAGGGGGUUCACUUUAGAGGUGAGGAAUUUGAUCAAGAAAAUGAUUCCACUAACGAGAGUAUUAUGGAGAAACACGAGACUGAAGCUUUUGCCAACACCAGCUAAGUUUCACUACGUUUUUUCACUGAGGGAUCUUUCGAGGGUGUGGCAAGGAAUGAUUGGCACUCUCUCUACAGUUAUUGAAUCAGAGGGAUGUAUGAUGGUUUUGUGGAAGCACGAAUGCACACGAGUGUUUUCCGACAGAUUCACUAUAGAAAGUGAUAAAAAAUGGUUCAAUGAGGAAUUACUCAACUUGGUGGAAGAACAUCUAGGACCUGAAUUUCGAGUGAAGACAGAACCAAGUCCCGUAUUCGUUGAUUUUAUGAGAGAUGCACCGGAACCAACUGGUGAAGAAGGCGAAGACGCUGAUAUGGAACUCCCCAAAGUGUAUGAACCUGUUAGUGAUGAGAAUGAACUCCGCGAACGUCUAGACAUGUUCUUGGCUCAAUUCAACGAAAUGGUAAGAGGCUCUGGAAUGGAUUUGGUCUUCUUCCCUGAUGCCAUGCUCCAUUUGGUGAAAAUAUCAAGAGUGAUAAGACAUCCCAGAGGCAAUGUUAUGCUUGUUGGAGUUGGAGGAAGCGGAAAACAAUCGCUCACCAAACUCUCCUCCUUCAUAGCGGGCUACAAAACGUUCCAGAUAUCUUUGACUCGCUCCUAUAAUAUCGCCAACUUUCUGGAAGACCUGAAAGUCCUGUAUAGAUCCUGCGGUUGCCAGGGAAAAGGAACGACAUUCAUCUUCACCGACCUGGACAUCAAAGAGGAAGGAUUUCUGGAGUAUCUCAAUAAUAUCCUUUCCUCAGGAGUUAUUUCAAACUUAUUCACUAAAGAUGAUCAGGCGGAGAUCAUUCAAGAAUUGACUCCAAUCAUGAAGAGAGAAAAUCCAAAAAGAACUCUCAACCAGGAAAUUGUUAUGGAAUACUUCAUGAACCGUACUUGCCAGAAUUUACAUGUAGUAUUCUGCUUUUCCCCUGUCGGUGAAAAAUUUCGAAAUAGAGCCCUUCGGUUUCCAGCUCUGAUCUCUGGAUGUACCAUCGACUGGUUCCAACCGUGGCCCCGAGAUGCUUUAGUUUCUGUGGCGAAGCAUUUUCUCACAGAAUUCAAAAUUGCUUGCACAGAUGAAGUGAAAUAUCAGCUGGUAACCGCACUUGGAUCCAUUCAAGAUGUAGUUGCUGCAACUUCUUUGGAGUAUUUCCAAAGAUUUCGUAGGGCAACCCACGUUACACCGAAAUCGUAUUUGAAUUUCAUCGCAGGCUACAAGAGCAUCUACAACAAUAAACAGAAAGAAUUGAGUGAUGGGGUAUUACGCAUGGACACCGGUUUGGAGAAACUUGCCGAAGCCUCCUCUUCUGUGUUGAUUUUGAAGAAAGAACUAGCUGUGAUGGAGAAAGAACUAGCAGACGCCUCUCAAAGAGCUGAAAGAGUUCUAACAGAGGUGACAGAAAGAGCGAUGCAAGCGGAAAUUGUAAAAAAUCAAGUUCAAAAAGUGAAAGAAAAGGCGGAAAUACUGGUUUCGUCUAUAGCAGUGGAGAAGGCUUUGGCAGAAGAAAAGUUAGAAGCUGCAAAACCCGCUCUUGAAGAAGCAGAAGCAGCCUUAAAUACCAUAAAACCGGCUCAUAUUGCAACUGUAAGAAAGUUGGGCAGACCACCACAUUUGAUCAUGAGGAUAAUGGAUUGUGUACUGAUUUUAUUUCAAAGGAAAUUACAUCCCAUUAUUCCAGACACUGGGGCUUCCUGUCCGAAGCCAUCCUGGGCUGAAUCUUUGAAGAUGAUGGCCUCAACAACAUUUCUGCUCCAGCUGCAGAACUACCCGAAAGACAUCAUAAAUAACGAGAUGGUGGAAUUCUUACAACCAUAUUUCGAAAUGGAGGACUACAAUAUGGACACAGCCAAAAGAGUGUGUGGUGAUGUGGCUGGAUUACUUUCUUGGACGAAAGCUAUGGCUUUUUUCCAUAGCGUCAAUAGAGAAGUACUUCCACUGAAGGCAAAUUUAACCUUGCAAGAGGCUAGACUUAAGGUUGCUAUGGAAGAUCUAGCAGCUGCCGAACAGCAAUUAGAAGAACGCGAGCAGUCUUUGAGGGAAGUCAAAGAGCAGUAUGACACGGCUGUGAUGGAGAAACAAAGAUUGACCGAGGCAGCAAAUCUCUGUUUGAGGAAAAUGAACACUGCCACUACUCUCAUCAAUGGUCUCGGUGGUGAGAAAGUUAGAUGGACUCAUCAGAGCAAAGAAUUCAGGGAGCAGCUGGGUCGCUUGGUAGGCGAUGUUCUUCUUGCAACCGGAUUUCUCUCCUACUGUGGACCAUACAAUCAAGAAUUUCGCGCCAACCUGGUAAAAACCUGGAUGGAGAUCUUGCUCUCAAGAUCUAUACCUUACACCACUAAUUUGAAUAUAACGAACAUGCUCGUUGAGAACGCUACUGUCUCCGAAUGGACUCUGCAAGGACUGCCAAAUGAUGAGCUGUCUGUUCAGAACGCUCUAAUAGUGACAAAGUCCAGAUCAUUCCCCCUGCUCAUAGAUCCACAGACCCAAGGAAAAAUGUGGAUCAAAAACAAAGAGGCGGACAACAACUUGCAAAUCACCUCGUUGAAUCACAAGUAUUUUAGAACGCAUUUGGAAGAUUGUUUAUCACUGGGAAAACCGUUGCUCAUAGAAGACAUCGAUGUCGAGCUAGAUCCUGUUUUAGACAAUGUCCUGGAGAAAAAUUUCAUAAAGUCUGGAUCAAUUGAGAAAGUUAUCGUCGGCGAUAAAGAGUGUGACGUUCUUAAAGGUUUCAUGUUAUACAUCACCACGAAGCUGCCCAAUCCUCCAUAUUCGCCAGAAAUCAGUGCUAAAACGUCCAUAAUAGAUUUCACAGUCACCAUGUUAGGGUUGGAGGAUCAACUUCUAGGGAGAGUGAUUCUCAUGGAAAAAUCAGAUCUGGAGGCGGAACGAGUCGCUCUUUUUGAAUCGGUGAUGCAGAAUCAGAAAAAAAUGAAGGAACUAGAAACGAAUCUGCUCAGCAGGCUGAACUCCACUCAAGGCUCCCUAGUCGACGACGAGGAACUCAUAAAUGUGCUGCAGGUUACAAAAUCCACCGCGGAAGAAGUCACUCAGAAGCUCUCGGUAUCCGUCCAUACGGAAAAGAAAAUCAACGUCGCGAGAGAAGAGUUCAGAGCAGUUGCAGCGCGGGGCUCGAUUCUGUAUUUUCUCAUCGUAGAAAUGAGUAACGUCAACGUUAUGUACCAGAAUUCUCUGAAGCAGUUCCUAAUACUGUUCGACAGUUCGAUCACGAAAUCGGAGAAGAGCACCAUCACUGCUGAUCGCAUCGAUAUUAUUCUGCGGUAUUUGACGCAUGAGGUUUGGAUCUUCACUCAAAGAAGUCUGUAUGAACGACACAAGUCAUUGUUCACGUUGAUGAUGUCAAUGAAGAUAGAUCUGCAGAAGGGUUUGAUCACUCACGAAGAAUUCAUGGCUUUCAUCAAAGGGGGAGCUUCUUUGGAUCUCAACGCUGUUACACCAAAACCAUUCAAGUGGGUCCUGGACAUAACUUGGCUGAAUUUAGUUGAGAUCAACAAGCUAAAGAUUUUCUCGGAAAUAUUGACGAAGAUCGAAAAUAAUGAAAGGGAAUGGAGAACGUGGUACGAAAAAGAGAAGCCAGAAGAAGAAGACAUUCCAUGUGGCUAUCAGAAAAACCUAGACGUGUUUAGAAAACUGUUACUCAUUCGAUCCUGGAGUCCACCAGCACUCAUAACACAAUCAGUUGAUAUUUUAUUUUUUCCAGAUUCUCUUGGUAAUGAAUAUGGAGAACCAUGCAUUUUGGACCUGGAAGUCACUUGGAGUGAAUCAGAACCAAGGACGCCUCUCAUAUGCAUUCUCUCAAUAGGAUCCGAUCCUUCUCCCCAAAUAUCUGCCUUGGCAAAAACAAAAGAUAUACUAGACGACCUCCACAGAAAGCUAUGUGAAGAAAGCAUAUAUUGCCUGGAAUAUGCUGACGAUCUGGUGAUAGUCACAAAAGGGAAAUUUUCAGAUGUCAUCUCGGACAAUGAAGUGGAGAUCCUUUCCGCUACGGGAGUCAAAUACUUAUCACAGGCUCACGUGAAACAUCUACAGAAGAAUGUGCGGGUGAACUGGGGGCUGAACCCAAAAAUGACACUCUGGUUAUAUACAAAGGUGGUGAGACCCAUGAUAACAUACGAUGUAGUGACUUGGUGGACUAGAACAAGGCUAGGCUACUAGCGGCGUGCGUAAGUGUCACAGGAGCCAUGAGAACGACCCUAACUGCAGCACUUGAGAUCCUUCCUACUCGGAUUUCAGGCUAAUGCAGAGGCAGACCCCAAUCAACCAGUCACACGGUGUAGAAUACUUGAUAUUGCAUAAUGAACUGAAGGCAGAUCUGAUACUAGGAGUU
Leptinotarsa decemlineata (Colorado potato beetle) is the source of this 10857-nucleotide messenger RNA. RefSeq names its product dynein axonemal heavy chain 1 (gene Dhc1). Gene Ontology annotation, molecular function: ATP binding; ATP hydrolysis activity; minus-end-directed microtubule motor activity. The record is from RefSeq and is a predicted model, not a curated record. Lineage: Eukaryota; Metazoa; Arthropoda; Insecta; Coleoptera; Chrysomelidae. Gene Ontology annotation, biological process: microtubule-based movement. Gene Ontology annotation, cellular component: axonemal dynein complex.